Molecule: messenger RNA, 2736 nt
Organism: Stegastes partitus (bicolor damselfish)
Lineage: Eukaryota; Metazoa; Chordata; Actinopteri; Pomacentridae
Product: brain-enriched guanylate kinase-associated protein
Exons: 7
Coding region: 1-2736 (911 amino acids)
Cellular component (GO): synapse
Source: RefSeq, a predicted model, not a curated record
AUGUUUAACGGGGAUCAGGUCUGGCUGGAGGAGCUGAUAGGCCUGCCCUCUAACCAGUCCUCACCAAGCCAGCCGUCCAGCCCCAGUGUCCCCAGCAGCAGCCCAGGGGGCAGCAGGAGCAGCAGUGAGGGCACAGGCAGCCUGAACAGCUGGGGCUCUGGGGUGACCUGCCGCCUGCACAGCUGCAUCAAGAAGCAGAGCCAAGAGGCUUUUCAAACUCAACUCAGACAAGUGAGAGGGCAGGGGAAGCUAGCAGCAUGCCCUUCCAGCGGGCCUUGUUACAGAGCUCAUCCACAGGUGGAGCAGGGAGGAGGCAGUUAUCAUAACAUACUGCAUCAGGGGAGGGGCUCUACACACACCCACACCAGCACUAAAAGUGUAAAACUACAGUGGCUGCUGAAGGAAAAGAUCGAAGCCAAGCUGAAGUUUUCACAGUUCCUGGAUGAGGUGGCAUCCAAUGUGCUUGACCCAAACAGCCUGCAGGCAUUUGGAAAACCAGUGUCUCCCUCUGGCUUCACCACUACAACACCGGAUCAGCCUGAAGACCAGGUCAAAGUGGUGAGCUCCAGGCUACUCUGCUCAAUGGCCCAGCAGCAGAAGACUCCAGAAGAGCAGACUUCCCCUGACCCGGCACAGAAAACUUAUCUAGAGACGGACAUUGACACAGUAAGAAGGGAUGACGAGCCACAGGGCAACGAGGUAAAAGCAGAAACACUGCCACAGCUGGAAAUAGACGAGGAUAACGUGAUUCCACCUCCUCCACAGUUCUGUCAAGGAUUUGAGAUGAAGAAUUUCUUUCCUGAGUUUCAUCGUGACUUCCCCAGAUACCCCUACAGAUCUGUGUCUCUGCCCAGAGGCAUCAACAUGGUGGCUGACGAAGAGAUGAACAACAUAGACACUGUCAGCUCAUUGCUGGAGCAGAAGGAGGACUUACGGAAAAGGCUUUCCUACACAACACACAAGCUGGAGUUGCUACAGAGCGAGUUUGACUCCACUCGGCAGUACCUGGAGACAGAGCUGCGCCGAGCACAGGAGGAGCUGGACAAGUUUACUGAUAAACUGCGCAGAAUACAAAGCAGCUACUCGGCACUGCAGAGGAUCAACCAAGAUCUGGAGGAAAAGAUCCACAGAAAUUCACAGCACCACGAUGACGAAAAGCGAGCUCUGAGCAGAGAGAUUAUUGUCCUUAACAACCACCUGAUGGAGGCAAAGCUAACCAUCGAGAAGCUACAAGAGGACAAUGACCUGUACAGGAAGGACUGUAACCUGGCUGCACAGCUUCUCCAGUGCAACAAAUCUCUUUACAGAGCCCAGCUCUCUGAGCUGCCUGCUGAUUUUCAGGAGCGAUUGACCAUGCACUUGGAGGACUCUCCACUCUGUCACACCUACUCUGACUCUGUCCCAGCCUCUCUCAUUGCCAAAGUGCUUGAGAAGCCAGAUGAGGCCUGCAGCAGCAGCCAGGCCUCCCGCUCCCCCAGCCCGCAAACCCAGGACCAUACUUUUAUUCUGGAGCGCUUGGGCCCUGGAGAGCGUCUGGGGCUCCGUGCAGCAUACAAAUCUGACCUGUACAGUAGUGACACGGCCCUGUACUGCCCUGAUGAACGUCACCGUGAGCGGAGGCCCAGCAUGGACCUUCACGGUCAGAGAAAGCUGCUGUAUGGGCCCCAGAACUCCACCGACAGCAACCCGGAGGAAGGUUCUGUGGGGUUGAGAGCCGGCUUCUCCCAGGAGCACUUUGCUAAGUUUCCCGCUACACUGGGGGCAGGUUCUAGCUCCUACUCCAGCUUCAGUGCAGCGGGGUCUGAGGACAAAGGUAACGGCCCGCCCAGCAGUGCAGCCUCCUCCCCGCGCCAUCAUUCCCUCUACAUGGACUGGAGAGAUGCAGGGGACUAUGAGAGAAAGAGUGACUCAUCCUGGGAGAGGGACUCUCCACGGGGCUUUGCCAACGCUCAUCCUUUCCAACAGACGGAGCUGAGCCACCACCAGAACGGCAGCUCUCCUGUCUACAGCCGUACCAUGUCGUCCUGUUUCAGUGAGCCCUAUGAGCCGCUCCCUCCAUCCUCCUCCCCAAGUGUCGCCUACGGAGACAGUCGUCGAGGCAGCACAUUAGCCCCUGAGGAGGAGGAGCUGAUUGGUCGAUGGCGGCAGCUUAGUGUGGAGGACUUAAGUGCCAACACCUACCGCAGCCCAGGCCGUGCCUCCCCUUACAGCUUCUCAGAGCAGCACUUCUCUGUACGGCCUGCUAAGAUCCGACUGGGGCCGCUCUACAGCAGUUUCCAGGAAGGGGCGGACUACUAUCAUCAGGGAGUGGAUGUCAUGGACCCAGUGUGGGCAGCUGCCAGUCCCAGUCCUGAAUGCAGUCCAGGGCUGCGGCAGGCGCACAGCCAAGCUCACCUGUACCGAGCGGAGGACAGCCAGGGGUCGGAGCACAGCCUCUACCACUCAGGGAGCUCCAAAGACAGGGAAUGCAAUGUUGCAGCUGGAGGCCAGAGCACGGAUUAUGUAGACCCCAGCCCCAACAGCUCUUCCGAAUCUCUUAACCAGAGGUCCCUGGAAAUGGCCGCAGAGCUGCAGCACUAUCAAGUGGAGAUGCACAGCCUGCCUGCACAGGUGAGCCAGUCGCCACCGCCGGCCCCACCACCUCCUCCUCCGUACAACCAAAAAUUUGGCUCCCUGGGACUUUCCAGGAAGGACAGUCUGACUAAGGCCCAGCUAUAUGGAACACUUCUGAACUGA